AACAGAGAAGGACGGCUUGCCAACAACAUCAGAAGCCCAAUGCCGCCAAAGAAAGACCGCUUUGCUAAUGGGUUUUUAUACCCCAAGACGACUGGACUGAAGUACAAGUUCGGUGCUCAUGUUGGUGCCAGCGGUGGUGUGUCUAAUGCAGUGUUGAAUGCUAGAAACAUAGGGGCAAACUCAUUUGCUCUGUUCCUCAAGUCCCCGAGAAAGUGGGAUUCACCACCGAUCAGUAAGAGUGAAGCUUCUGAGUUCAAGAGACUGUGUGAAGUGCAUGGAUAUGAUCCAAAGACUGAUGUCUUACCUCAUGGUUCAUAUUUUAUCAAUUUGGCCAAUCCUGACGAAGAGAAAGAGGCUAAGGCAUACAAUGGGUUUCUAGACGAUCUACACAGAUGUGAGGAGCUGGGAAUCGGAUUGUUCAACUUCCACCCAGGGUCCAGUUUAGAUGGUGAUCACAACGAAGCGAUCCAUCGUUUGGCUAAAAAUAUCAACAGAGCGAUUUCCGAGACCUCAACUGUGAAGAUUGUCAUUGAGAAUAUGGCAGGACAUGGUAAUCUUCUUGGAUCGACUCUGGAGGAUCUGAGAGAUGUCAUUGAACUCAUCGAUGAAAAGGACCGAGUCGGAGUUUGCUUAGAUACCUGUCAUACUUUUGCAGCCGGCUACGACAUCCGUACUGAAGAUGGAUUCGAUGCGUUUAUUAAGAGCUUUGACGAGAUUGUUGGGGCUCAGUAUCUGUCAGCUUUCCAUAUAAAUGAUAGUAAGGUUGACCUGGGCGCAAAUCGAGAUCUUCAUCAAAGACUGGGAUGGGGAUACCUUGGAUUGGAGGUGUUCAGAGUGAUUGCGAACCAUCCAAGAACUCAGGAUAUACCUUUAAUAUUGGAAACACCAUCAGGCGAAGAUCCCUCCAUAUGGGGCGAUGAAAUCAAAUUGCUCGAAUGGAUGACUGGAAGGGAACCUGAGGACCCUGAGGUUCUAACCAAGGCUGACACUGAAACGAAGAAGGGAAUGAAAGAGAGGAUUGUAGCUAAGCCAUCAUCCAAAGCAAAGUCCAAGAAGCGAGCAUCGAAGGAUGACACCACUCAGAGCAAACUGAAGAUGACCAAGAGGAAAUGACCUAUUCAGUCGUGAUUGCUGAAAAACCAAGCGAUGUGUGUCAGCCCAUGCUCGGUGCAUUGUGUCCAUGUCCCUUGGUCACCUUUCAAUACCUUACAGAGUUAGUGGUCAUAUAUCUGAUGUGUAUCAAACCAAAAUUACAGCGUCAAGGUUACACUGCUAGAAAGCAGCUGUACACGAACUUUAACGUCUUC
This is a messenger RNA of Williopsis jadinii, 1307 nucleotides long. It is a transcript of the gene APN1, whose product is annotated as DNA-(apurinic or apyrimidinic site) lyase APN1. The record is from RefSeq and is a predicted model, not a curated record. Lineage: Eukaryota; Fungi; Ascomycota; Saccharomycetes; Phaffomycetales; Wickerhamomycetaceae. The transcript has 5 exons. Bases 40 to 1113 code for a protein of 357 amino acids. Gene Ontology annotation, cellular component: nucleus; mitochondrion. Gene Ontology annotation, molecular function: DNA-(apurinic or apyrimidinic site) endonuclease activity; phosphoric diester hydrolase activity; zinc ion binding. Gene Ontology annotation, biological process: base-excision repair.